AUGAGAGGAAACCAGAGAAAGACCCAAAGGGUCAGUGCAGUGGCGGGUGAGAAGCCUCCUAUCGAUGCAUAUAAAAGCAGGGCGAACAAGUUCUACAACGUCAAGCAAUCAGGUCAGACUGCAGCCGUGGUGGAGACUGUUUUUCGAAAGCCCAAGGCAUUUGCAAACCUCCACGAAUACGAUGAUAUAGAAACUGUGGAUCAAGUGCCAACUGCAAUCGGUUUUAACUCUUUCGAUUCUGCAGAUGAAGUUAUUGAGGCAAAAAUGAAGUCGCGUUAUUAUUUUAAAAAACCGACAGAGAAAGAUGAGGACUUGCCAGAAAGUGAAGAAUCGAAGCCACCGGAGAAAGAGAAAGUUUUGCGCAAAGGAGAAGGUGGAGAAAUUUGCUCCUCUUUGCCGAAGCAGCGACACGUCCCAUUCCACAAAGUCAUUCUCCGAAAGGUGACAGAUGGUAUCCCAAACGCACCGAAGGUAGUAGACGAACAACAGAUCGUUGUCGUUCCUGAUGAACGAGAACCCAGCAUGGAGGAGAAACAAAAACAAGUAAAAGAUCAGGAAGAGGAAACAGAAGACCAAGUCAGAAGCAAUGAUCGCUAUGGUCUUGGUCAGUCUAUUUUCAGUGAUGAUGACAGUUGCCCUCCGUUGUGGAAAAGCUUCAGCAAUGAGGACGACGAAAAGUUUGGCGAAGGGUCAGCUGCCGCAAACGAGAAGGCUCGUCGCCAAAUUGCCUUGAACGAGGCAAGAAAGCUUCGCGCCCUCAACUCGGUUCAUAAUAUAGAUGACCCAACGACACUCGAAGUUGACAUGGGAGUGGAUCCUCGUCUUCGACGCAACACCGCGCAAGCAUCGGGUUUGAAGAAAGCCAGUUCAAUCCAGGACAAGUCUUCUUCCAGAAAAGCUAUUGAUAGCAAGGUAACGGACAAAAUCGGACAAGAACGUGCAAAGAACACCAGCAAUCGAAAGGAUCCCGUCUCCGUGGUGAGCAACUCGAUCGUUGUGUCCCAACCUCCCCCACGAAAGGUUGCUGUAAAGGCGAUGACAUUCGACAGACCUUUUGAUGAUGCAUCGUACGGAUCUGAAGGUCAAAGCAAGGCAUCUGACGACGAAAAAAAACCCACAGUACUAUCAGAAGCAUCUCAGCAGCAUGCGGAAACAGAGCACAGUUUCGCUGCAUGUGUUUACGAUGGUCUAUCAAACUUGGCUAAUAUAAACUACUGGAUUGGUGAGCAAGAUAGUAGUGAUGGGAAUCAAGAUGGAUCUGAAGACGAAAGUCGUGAGGCUGUAAACAUGUCAUCGAAUACCAACAGUAAAAACACCGCGAAACGCGAUGCGAAGGUAACUAAAUCGAGUCCUGCGAUAGUAUCCGAGAUAACUAUUCCUACUCCUGAAGUUCGCAACGGAGGAGAACCGCGCAUGGAAGAUUCUGUAAGUAUUUUGGGUCUCGACAAAAAGCACAGCAGCAACGAAACCAAUGAUAACCGAGAGAACCGAGUGCCCCAAAAACUGAAGAAGAGAAAGGAGAAAUCGCGAGCUUUUGGUAAGAUUCUUGGUCGAAAAACACCCAAAUGA
Messenger RNA from Cylindrotheca closterium, 1569 nucleotides. The record is from the annotation of a GenBank genome assembly. NCBI's taxonomy places the organism in Eukaryota, Bacillariophyta, Bacillariophyceae, Bacillariales, Bacillariaceae.